AUGGACGCUCAGCGACAGCCUCUUCCCGGGCCCAAGGAUACCGACCACAGCUCUUUGCACUCUACCCACGCCAUUCCACAUUCGGCCUCCGAGCCUCCCAACUCCUCUUCCUCCACCUCUUCGAAUGACCCCUUACAUGUCGCAGCUGCAGUACAUGAACACGCCGACGGCGAUGCUGUUCCACCAUCUCUGAAGAAAGAUGAGCUCUCACCACCGCCGCAAUCACCCAUCGCACAGGAGGCAUCCUCAACCCUGCGGCCCACAGGGCCAUCACGGGAACGAGAAGUAGCAACCUACACCGCCGCCGCAGCAGUCCGGGGCCGCAACCUGGACAAGCAUGGCAACUUUGACUCUGACUUUGAUCCUAAUCCUCGGCCCUCGCUUGCUUCAUCCGCUGGAUCGCCUGUGACUUUGAUCAAGAAUUUGCCCGAUGCCCUCAAUACCACCAUCACCGCUCCCGGCCGCACUCUCGACACGAUCAAAGCAAAACUUCAGGCACCUAGCACGGGGCAGAAGAGUAAGAGUGAUAUUCCUAGCUCGAUAGCUCAGAUCGAGCAUGAUUUGCGGUGCAACCAAGAAGCGCCGGGUAAUUUGAGUCCGAUCAAGUCUCCUACCUCCCCUGCAGCGAAGGUGGGGGAUGCGGAGAAGGAUGGCAAACCGGCAAAGUCGAGUUCGUUCAGCUCGUUGUUGGGGGGUAAGAACAAGAAGUCCAAUCCAGUUUCGGUGCUGAUGCAGAGAGGACCGAGGAAGUCAGAGUCUAGUGCGAGGCCUGACAGUGCGCUUUCGCCGCGUCGCAAGGGAAGCGGUGUCUUGGAGGAGGGCGAUGGAGAGCAGGGACAAGGGAACCGGUUGAGGGAGGAGGAAGAGGAGGAAGAUGAAGGGAUUGUGAGGCAGAGAAUUAAGGAUCAACAGAAGCGAUUGGAGGAUUUGGAUGAGGCACAGACGAUGGGGUUGUUACGUACUCAGCAGGAAGGAGGGAUUGAACCGCCUGGGUCGCCUUCUUCUCCCACUGCAAAGCCGUCUUGGCCGGUUGCUUUGCCGUUGUUUGGUAAUAAGCAUGGCAAAGCCAAAGACGAGAGUGCGGAUGCAGGUGAAGAAGGUUCUCGAGGACGAAGUGAUACUCCACAUCGAGCCAAUUCCGAAAAGCUCAAAAGCACAAUCAAUCGGUCGCAAAGCCAUGGUCGAUCGGCUUCUGCCUCACGAGCAGCUCGCAGCAGGAGCCGCCCUCGCGAAGAUGGAACACCUCGUCGUCGCGGUAGCGGAAAACUCGAACCACCUCAACGCAACUCCACCACCUGGACCUCGAAACUCCGCACUAAAAUCCCUAUCAAAGAAUUCCCACUUCAAGGAAGCGGUGCAGAAUCCGAAUUCAACCAAGAAUGCCCCCUUUGGGCACGUCAACCGUGGAAGUACCUCUACUUUUCUUACUUUGGUCUCAGCGUCGGCUUCUUCUACCUCCCGCGAUGGGCUAUUACCUCCGCCUUCCCGUCGCAUAGAGGAAGGAAAGAUUGGAGCUGGAAGAAAGCGACAAUGGUCAAACUGUAUCGGCAUGGGACGCAAUUAACGUUCAGAACGAGAACAAGUUUGGGGAGGGAUCUGCAGAAGGAGGUGCCGCAUAGCAAGACUGUGAGGUGUAAGUUUACAUGGGUUGAUCCCGUGGGGGAGGAGGACGUUAGGGGUGAGUUGAGGAGGGCGAUGGUUAUGCAAAAGGUACAGCCGCAGAGGACGUGUGGAUUUUGGUAUGGGGAUGUGGCUGAGCAGGCUAAGCAUAGGCAUAGGCAUGGGUUUAUGAGUAGACACAGACAUGGAAGUAACCAGACCGGGGCGAGUGAUACUCCGAUGCAGGAGAAUGGAGUCAGUCCGGGGGUUGAAUCGAGUGCUAGUUUCGGUGCAGGAUCAGAAGGAGAACUAGGAGAGGCGAAGGGAGGGGUUGGAAGACCGGCCGAACCAGGGGAGAAAGUACUGUUUCAUCUUCAUGGUGGAGCAUAUUGGAUUGGAACUGCGCAUGAGAAGGAUGUGACUGCUGCGGUUAAUACUGAGCCUCUACGAUACAUGGCAGAGAUUUACAGGGCGAAAGAGGCACAGGCGAAUGUUGCUUCGUCUUCAUCUUCCUCCUCGUCCUCCGGCUCUACUCCCUACCAAGGCAAGCUCUUGCGAUCGUUCAGUUUGGACUAUCGACUCUGCGUUCCUGGUCGACCUCGGGCAGGGUCUUACCCAGCUGCACUCCUCGAUGCGCUUUCCGGCUAUCUUUACUUAGUUCGCCAACUAGGGUUUAAGGAAGAGAACAUCAUUGUUGCUGGUGAUUCUGCCGGUGGGAACCUCGCCCUUGCUCUCUGUCGUUACCUUCGCGACGAACGUGAAUCUAUCGCAAAACAACCAGGAAGUUUGUUGCUGAUGUCACCAUGGGUAGACGUAUCUCGUUCGCACUCCGGUCCCACCGGUGCACCCAACCUCGACUCCACCGUUUACACCAAUCAGAAGUCGGAUAUUAUCAGUAGCAUGUUAGCCUUCAGAAACACUGCUGUUUCGGCCUUUCUCGGCGAUCUUCCGGCCAGAGAAACCUAUAGGAACCCUUAUAUCUCUCCAGUUUCGCUGCAACUUCCGCUGGAACGAGGGGGUAAAGGACCGCAUUACGGAUUCCACGGGUUCCCCAAACGGAUCUAUAUCACCUCUGGAUCAGCUGAAAUCUCUUAUGAUCAGCACUUAACUCUCGCACAUCGACUCGCAAGUGGUACGAAAAAGGGAAGGCCAACUUACACAGGAGACAAACUCUCCGCUGGUUGCAAUGCGCGCGAGAUGGCCGAACGAAGGAACAGACCCAGACCAAAGGAAAUGUUGGACUCUGAACAAGGGGAGAUCGGGGUCAAACCGCAAGGGUAUGAUUUGAAGCUUACUCAGUCUCCGCAGGGUGUAACGGAGGGGGUUGCGGAGGGUGUUGCGGAGGGUGUGAUUGAUGGUGAGCCAAACCACUCCACUGUAAAACAGCAGAAUGGACCCCAAAAUGGAGGAGAGGGUAAUGGAGAGGGUAAAGGGAAGAGACCGGUAGCUAACCCACCCCCUGAGCCGGAGGAUAGGGAAGAUAGAGAGGUGAUCUUUGAUGAGGUUAAGGAUGCAGUUCAUGACUAUUUGUUGUUCAAAUGGUUCGAACCGGAGAGAUCGGGGACUUGGAGGAGGAUUGCGCGGUGGAUUGAUGAAGGUCCUUAG
This is a messenger RNA of Ustilago hordei, 3204 nucleotides long. RefSeq lists its product as uncharacterized. The record is from RefSeq and is a predicted model, not a curated record. Gene Ontology annotation, molecular function: hydrolase activity. Bases 1 to 3204 code for a protein of 1067 amino acids. The transcript has a single exon. NCBI's taxonomy places the organism in Eukaryota, Fungi, Basidiomycota, Ustilaginomycetes, Ustilaginales, Ustilaginaceae.